Scleropages formosus (Asian bonytongue) is the source of this 662-nucleotide messenger RNA. Its product is annotated as plexin-B2-like. The record is from RefSeq and is a predicted model, not a curated record. Gene Ontology annotation, molecular function: semaphorin receptor activity. Gene Ontology annotation, biological process: positive regulation of axonogenesis; semaphorin-plexin signaling pathway; regulation of GTPase activity. The coding region runs from base 123 to 410 and encodes 95 amino acids. Gene Ontology annotation, cellular component: plasma membrane; semaphorin receptor complex. The transcript has 4 exons. NCBI's taxonomy places the organism in Eukaryota, Metazoa, Chordata, Actinopteri, Osteoglossiformes, Osteoglossidae.
UGCCCAGUUUUUGAGAAUCCGACUCCGUCUCUCAUUCCUGUGGGUUACGAAACCUCCAUCGAGUUCACUGGAAAAAACCUCCGUGUUUAUGAGGGCAGAGAUUCAAGAUUGGCACCGAGCUGAUGGUGCCCACUGAGGAAAUGGUCACUAUAAAAGAUUCAAACUACAGUUUAAAGGGAUGCAAGGACCAGUUUGCCUAUGAUGAAACACGAACAGUUGACGUGCUCUUCUACAUCAAGGACAGAAAGACACAUAAGAAGAUUGACAGCAAACUAAACGUGACGCUAUACAAUUGUGCUGUGGGCCGUGAGGACUGCAGCCUGUGCAAGAGUGCAGACCCCAUGUACAGUUGUGUGUGGUGCGAUAAAACCAAGUCCUGCGAGUAUCGGAAAAGGUGUCCCGAGUGGUGAGCGGAGGAGGGACUGUCCCAACCCUGAAAUCACUGAUGUGAGUUUCUGGAGACGCUGCACCAUGUUUUCUCUGUAUCAUACAAAAAAUAGCACAUUUAUUACCUCCUGUCCUUUUAUCUAUCCAAGCAAAUUAAUAAAUUUCCUUUUGGUCAUAGCUAAAAACUGCCAGAUCUCGUGUCUAACAGUUCACUUGGUGUCUAAUCUCCUACCAUGAAUACUAUUCUAUAUCCGAUUUGUUAACAAAAAAAAAAA